This is a messenger RNA of Misgurnus anguillicaudatus (oriental weatherfish), 3099 nucleotides long. Its product is annotated as secreted frizzled-related protein 2. The record is from RefSeq and is a predicted model, not a curated record. Lineage: Eukaryota; Metazoa; Chordata; Actinopteri; Cypriniformes; Cobitidae. Gene Ontology annotation, molecular function: Wnt-protein binding. Gene Ontology annotation, biological process: non-canonical Wnt signaling pathway; canonical Wnt signaling pathway.
AAUGUUAAACUAAAUACAUUUUCAAAUUUAAUAAUAUAUUUAAUUCAGCUUUACUUUAUACAAAAUGUAUUUAGCAUAUAUUAAAAACAUAUUUUUGGCCAGAGAAAUGUAUUUAUUUGUUGUAUGGGUAGGAUGUUUUGAAAGUUUUUUUCUGAUGUGUUAAAUGUCUCCAUCUUUUGGUCACAGUGGGGAACAUCUGGUUUACACAUGAUUCAGGUCGCAGUAGAGUUACAUAAGUUUUCACAUUUUUAACCAGGAAAAAUAAACCACAUCAGUGCUGGGCAGGCGUAGGGUUUCACAAAACAUUCCUUACUGAAAAGACCAGCUAAAACCAGCCUAAGCUGGUCUCACAGCCUGGUAUUAGCUGGUGGUUGAGCUGAUGUAGGAGGCUGGUUUAAAGGGGUUUUGGACACUUUUUAGGCUGAGAAACUAGCUGACCCACCAGCUUAAACCAGAUUGACCAGCUUGGCUAAGCUGAUUGGCUGGUCUUAGCUGGUUUAAGAUUUAAGCUGGUCUUCCCAGCCUGGCAAAGCAGGUUAAGCUAGUCUUCCAGUCUUGUCAAGCUGGACUCUAAAACCAUCUUAACCAGCUAAAAGGCUGGUUUUACCUGGUCUUUAUAGAAAAGUUAUGACAAUGAAAGUUACUGAACUUAAGACGAAACUUUUUGUACUGCACAUAGAUCGUAAGCCAUUGAAAUCUGUUGAAAAAUUUAAACAGACAAAUUGAAUUAUGUCAAAGACAGCUUAGACCCCUCAAACAUUAUACGGUCGCCAUGAUUUCACAAAGUAAAAUGUGAUCCUGGAUCAACAUUUUAAUCAAAGAAACCCUUAACUCAAACCCUAACCAUUUUUACCACUCAAAUUAGUGUGAAAUAAUAGUUUGAGAAGAAUUUUUAAAGGGGACAUUUCAAAAGACUUUUUUAAGAUGUGAAAUAAAUCUUUGGUGUCCCCAGAGUACAUGUGAAGUUUUAGCUCAAAAGAUCAUAUAGAUAGCAAGUUAAACAAGCCACUUUGUAUGUGUGAGCAAAAAUUUUGCCGUUUUGGGUGUGUUCUUUUAAAUGCAAAUGAGCUGAUAAUGCAAACAUUGAUCACCAUAAUGGUGGUUUGUUGAAAUUGAAACUCAAUUGUCUGGUCAAUUAUUUUUCCUUUAUCUCUCUCUUUCUUUCUCUGCACUAAAUGGCAGUGUCAUUGUUGCAUAGUGCAGAUUAAGGGGCGGUAUUAUUAUUAUAAGAUCCCCUUCUGACAUCAUAAGUGGAGCCCAAUUUCCAAUAGCUAUUUUAUACAUGCUUGCAAAGAAUAACUUACCAAAACUAAGUUACUGGGUUGCUUUUUUCCACAUUUUCUAGGUUUAUAGAAGCACUGGGGAUCCAUUUAUAGCACUUAAACAUGAAGUCAGAUUUUCAUGAUAUGUCCCCUUUAAAGCCUCUAACCCAAUCCUAAAUCUCAGUCAAUUCCUCCAGAAAACAGUAUGAGUCGCACUUAAGAGUUUACAUUUAUUUCAGACUGAAAUCAAUGGAUUAGUUUAUAGUAAAAUGGGGACUUUAAUACCCCCCCUCAAAUUAUAUUUUGUGCUUUAUCUGGGUCCCUCAAUGCUUAUAGGAGGUCCAGGACCACCCCAGCCCCCCUUCAAUUCGGACACUUAUAAGUGCCAUUUCCCAAUAUUUCCAAAAAUGACUGACAAGCAGAGUUCGCUUGUGAUUGGCUGCUCUUCUGAGCACUAUGAUAUCACAGCACUUAUUUCAUUACAGUGCUAAAGUAAAAAAUAAUGGCACGAAUUACAGGAGACAAACACUCAGACUGACGCCUCUGACGCUUUACUGCUGGUAAUAAAACUCCUGCUGGAUUUCAUUCACAGGAUGUGAAAGAGACGCCAGACGACUUUCAUUACACAUGCACGAGCGCGCGCGCGCACCCACUUUUUUCUCGUUUGUGAGCGCACGUGUCUCCAGAAUGGAUGUUUAUUCUCUGUGUCUCUUAAGUGUUUUGUUGUUGUCGUCGGUUUGUUGUCUGUCUAGAGCUGAUGAUGAAGAUGAUGGUGUGAUAUCAAACCCCGCGCGCUCCGUAUGUAAACCGGUGCCGAACACGAUGGUCUUGUGCUCCGGUAUCGGUUACCAGGAGAUGCGGGUGCCGAACCUGCUGGGUCACGAGAGCCCGAGAGAAGCGCAGCAGCAAUCCGCCUCCUGGACUCCGCUACUCGGGAAACACUGCCACCGGGACGCGCGCAGGUUCCUGUGCGCUCUCUUCGCGCCCGUGUGUUUACCGGAGCUCGCGGCACCGGUGCGUCCUUGUCGGAGUCUCUGCGUAUCCGUGCGGGACGCGUGCCUGCCGGUCAUGAGCGCGUUCGGAUUCCCGUGGCCAGAGAUGUUCAACUGCAGCCGCUUUCCUGAUGGAUCGGACCUCUGUGUCCCUGGAGAGAAAGAGCAGAACACCGAGACCACCGAUCUACCCAAAGGUUCUGCUAUCUGUGAGGUUUGCACUCCAGACUCAGAUGCAGAGUCAGAGAUCCAUCAGAACUUCUGUAAGACUCAGUUUGCAUUCAGACUGCGGAUCGGUUCAUCGGCUGUGAUCGGUGCAGAUGUACGCGUGGUGCCGCAGGGUCGGAGUCGUGUGCUGCGCUGGAAGGCUGGACCGCAGGAACAACAGGCGGCCAUGGAUCAGAGCGCCCUCUGGCUGAUGGAGGGUCACAAGUGUUCCUGUCAGGCACUGGAGGGAAAACUCAUAGGGUCUUACAUCGCCCUGGGUGACAUGCAGGACGGUCGCAUGGCCCUCAGACGUCUCAUCAAGUGGUCUCGUGAUGAGAAAGAAUUGAAGAAGUUUAUAAGGACGCUUAUGAGACGAGACUGCUGAGGUCAUGACCUCUGGACUGAUAAAUGGACCAAUCAGACAGAACCAACCAACUCCUCAUUAAUAUUCAAAGAAAUAAAGACACAAAACAUGUCUAUCUAGAGAUAGAUGGCCAGAUGACAACAAGAAACUGAACAUUUCUAUGUAUUUUAUGUGUUAUUUGUUUUUUAUGGUAGAUAGAAAAAUGUAAAUCAUUAAAAAUUCAGUUAUAUGGGAAACUACAUUUUUCUUUGCAAUUAAAGAAUGUUUUAGUACA